AAAUAGUAAAGUGUGACAUUUGUUUCAAAGAAAAAAUAUUUUUUUUCUUGUAUUAAUAUUCUCUCCUAAAUCCUAAUUUCUAAAUCAAUGCGGAGUACUUGUGUUUAUUUACGGAUAGGUCGCCCCCGUCUGCGUCUCUCUCAAUCUCACACUCUCUGCUAGGGUUUCUACGCCCUUCUCCCUCGCACCAAAAAACCAGAGAAUGGCGGAAGAGGCGCAGUACUACUCAUCGGAGCCAGGCUCGAACAAGAGGAAGUAUGAAGAUCCAAGCUCGCCCUCACUGUCGUCACGCCGGCGCACCGGAUUCUCUGCUCCGGUUCCGUCGUCAAAUCCAGCCGACGGCUCCGCAGGCACUCCUCCUCCUGCUCCAUACAGCAACGUUCCGCCUCCGUUGGACGACUUCGAGCUCGCGAAGCAGAAGGCUAGGGAGAUCGCUUCUCGGCUGUUCAUCAACGCCGACCCAACGAAGGCAAGGGUUAACAAUAAUAGCGGCUCUGCUGCAUUUGAUGCUCGAGAACCUCAGAAGCCAAUGGGGUCUACAUUUAUGCCGUCAGGUGGUAAUUCAUAUGGAUACCCUGGUCCAUCCAGGAAGAUAGAGAUUCCAAAUGGAAAGGUUGGUGUAAUCAUAGGAAGGUCAGGGGAAACUAUCAGGAAUCUUCAACUCCAAUCAGGAGCUAAGAUACAAGUUACCAGAGACAUGGAUGCUGACCCUACGUCCCAAACUAGAGAGGUUGAACUGAUGGGCACUCCAGAGCAGAUAUCCAGGGCUGAACAGCUUAUUCAAGAUGUUCUUGCUGAGGCUGACUCAGGUGGUUCUGGCAUGGCUUCCCGUAGGCCUGGACAGCAGAUAGGUGCUGAACAAUUUGUAAUGAAAGUUCCUAACAACAAGGUUGGCCUUGUUAUUGGAAAAGGAGGGGAAACCAUAAAAAACAUGCAAGCAAGUUCAGGUGCACGCAUUCAGGUGAUACCUCUACACUUGCCACCUGGUGACACUUCCUCUGAGAGGACUGUACAGAUCGAUGGAACGAGUGAUCAGAUUGAAAUCGCAAAACAGCUUGUCAAUGAAGCUAUUAGUGAGGUAUAUUGGCUGUGCGUAAUGGUGUUGAUUUAUUGUCACAUUCGUUUUUUAAAUGCAAUCAGUAUUGUGUUUAUUUGCAUGUUUGCUCUUAUUUAAUCUUUUUUUUGUAAUGUGGGAAUCCGGCAUAAAUAGGCAUAAGAGUUCAAUUACCUUUGCUAGAAUUCAAGAAAUAUUCCUUCUUGAGAAACUAGACAAUUAUUAUUUGAACUGUAUUCUUUGAGUAUGUAUGCAGUAUUUGGAUUGCAGAUCAUGGUAGAGAAGGGCUCUUAGCUUGCAUUCGUAUUAUCCGUGACUAAGUUCUCAAUAUAAUGUCUCUUUUAAUCUUGUGCUCCGAAGAGUAUCUUUACAAGAAUCCCUCCAACUUAUGAUCCUAGCCUAAAUUUGAUUUAUCUAGACUAACUGCCAUAGGUUUGCUUAUUUCAUUCUUUGAGGCUCGUAUUGAUGCAAAAUACUCCCUUACAUCGAAGUUAUAUUCACAUGCAAAUUUAUGGUGUGUGCAUAUCUAUUUUGCCAUUCCUCUUUGUUGGUACAGACUGGUUGAUUGAGAUUGAAUGCCCGUGGAAUAAGGUAAUGUGUCCUUAUGCAGAGCCUUCAGUGGAAAAUUAGAACCUACUUAGCAAAGCUUAUUCUAGUUGCCUGUAGUAUUCCACGAUCCAUAACUUUCCAUCUAUACUUGGCAAGGGUGGAUUAUAAACGAACUGCUAGUGAAAUGUUAUUCAUGCAAACAUUUCUCCUAUUGGGUCUCUUAGGUAUUGGUGAUAUUGCAUAAAAUAUUUUGAGGUGCCAGUCCAAGUUAGUUAAUAUGCUUAAUUUUGAAAUUUUAUUGGUCUUUCUAUAUCUGAUUUCCUGUGAAGCAGGCUCAACCACACCCAUUUCACUAGGUAUGGAUGUAAUUUUUUCGUUUCUUAAUGUGGUAGAUCCUUCAUCCUUGGUUGUAUUUUAACUCAACUUUUCAACAAGCUUAUGUGAUUUUUAUGCAUUUAGUGUUUGGUCUGGCACAUCAAUUUUUCUCUUUUUGUUGUCAUCUAAGUUUCAAAACAAAGAUUGCAAUGCCAAAACAUGAAACCAUUCGGAAUUGCUCUGCUAUGUUCACAAUCGAAGUUGUGGAUAAUGACCCUCACAUUAUGGAGAAAUGAGUGUCCUCCCUAAAAAAACUCCAUGAAAUAUUUUAUGAUAUUAAUAUUUUAGUUGGUUGGUCUAGUUGAAAGUAACUACUAUUUACUUAGAAUCAUCAUGUUUCAUUUUUUUUGUUUAUGCUGUGCUGAUGAAAUUCCUUUAUGACAUUAAAAUAUUUAUGUUCCAUUGGUUGUAAAACUUUUGUGCUUUUAGAAUAACUUCAUCCAUCCCAAACUAUGAGAUCGGUUCGAUAAUAGUAAAGCUUUAAUUUUAAAUCAGUUAAUCAAGGUAUACACCUUUACAAGUUUUGAGCAGGCACAUAUACCACAAUUGAUUUCAAAUAAUGGUUGGAGUAAUUGGCUAAACUUGUUUGCAAUCUUUGCAGCAAAUUUUUUAAAGAUAAAAAGUUACUAUAAAAACCACUCUUUUUUUGGGACAAGCUCUCUUUUGGGACAACAGGGUUCUUAAGACAACACUCAGGUCAGGAAGUAUAUGUUAAUGCUUAGUCACGAUUCUCAUGAAAGUUUAACAAGUAGUGAAUACUUGAUUGAUCAAUGGAAAUUUGAAAUAUAGUUCUUCCAUAUUGUUUGUUGAAUGGUUUUACAACAGUUAUCUCUUUGAAGUUAAGGCCCAUGAUUUCACCUUAGCGCUACGUUUGGUUCAAGGAAUCGGGAAGGAAAGAAAAAAGAGAAGGUUUUCUC
Cuscuta campestris is the source of this 2895-nucleotide messenger RNA. NCBI's taxonomy places the organism in Eukaryota, Viridiplantae, Streptophyta, Magnoliopsida, Solanales, Convolvulaceae. The record is from the annotation of a GenBank genome assembly.